Diospyros lotus (date-plum) is the source of this 1179-nucleotide messenger RNA. RefSeq lists its product as uncharacterized. Gene Ontology annotation, biological process: vacuolar proton-transporting V-type ATPase complex assembly. NCBI's taxonomy places the organism in Eukaryota, Viridiplantae, Streptophyta, Magnoliopsida, Ericales, Ebenaceae. The coding region runs from base 444 to 1064 and encodes 206 amino acids. The transcript is spliced from 5 exons. Gene Ontology annotation, cellular component: endomembrane system. The record is from RefSeq and is a predicted model, not a curated record.
AUGAAAUCUUCUGUUCCUUCGAACUCGAACUCGAGCCCGAGUUCGAGCUUGGACAAUGUUAACCGAGCUCGAGCUCGAGCCUAUGCUCAGAUUUCGGCUCGGCUUGGCUCGAUUGCAACCCUACUAAGCAGAAGAGACGGAAGUACUAGAUUGGGGUUCCCCAAUCUCUUCCUUCCUUCUCCAUUUUUCUCCUAUCUCAGCAGCCAUCUCCUCGGCCUUCGUUGUCGCCGCCGCUGGUCGCCUUUGUUGCCUCCGCGAUCCUUAUCCUCGUCGCCGCUGUCGUCUUUGUUGCCUCCGCCAUCCGCCGGCGUCGUCGCAUCCUCCAUCCGCCGCCAUCGCCACCUCCGCGAUCUGCCGCUAUUGUUCCCUUUUCUUUUUUUGCAGCUUUCUCUGCAGUUUCUGCCCCCAAAAGAGAUCCAACUCUCAGAGGCCUAGAAUCAAUAAUGACGGGAGAUCUAUUUAGGAACCCGACCAGUGGGUUAAGCCUAUCCAACACCGGGACGAUCCGCUCGUUCCUCAACUCUGCCAUUGAUGACCAUUCCCUCCCCCAAGACCUCCGCCAAACAGCUUCUGACCUCUCUGCCCAACCAGCUGUUCCCUAUAAGUCUCUCCGAUCCAUCUGGUUUGCAACCGAACCCUCUAUGCGGCCUGACCUGCUCUGCCUCUUAUCUGGAUCAGAAUUCGUCUUUACCUGCCCCAAGCCCAGAGAGAAGGGUAAGGAAUUGAAGGCAAGACUGAGGAAGCUAGAGGAAGUAGCAGAGAAGAAAGCUUAUGAAGAGCUCGUGAAAGAUAUUACACCAAAAAAAGGCACAGAUGAGCCCUUCUCGUCUUACAAGGAUCAGCUUGGUUUUGGUUUACAUGUUGUGGUAACCAUGUUUACUGGCUAUUUGGUUGGAUAUGCGGCAUUCAGAGCAUUGUUUAGCCACAGUCCCGUUAUGAAUGCUGCUGGAGGCAUCCUCGGGUUAGUUUGUGGUAUGCUACUCGAAACACUUAUUUUCAUAAUUAGAACUUCCAAUCAAGAUAUUAGAUCAUCUUCCACUUCCAAAAUAAAGAAGAAUCAAUAAUUUUGACUUUUGGAGGUUGGUGUUGUUCCCUUUUCUUGUGAUUGCUACUGUUGUAAAUUUUUUCAUUCUGUUUAAGUGCAAUAAAAGACAGUUGUACCUCUGGUCCUUUACAUUA